GUUGGACCCGAAGCUGGAAUAAAACGUAACAUGAGACCAAACUCCUGGGCUGCUCUAUCCAGGGCCCCCUGUGACAGCCCAACCUCCCUUCCAGGCAUUCGGGUCCCCCCACACCCGAGGGUCUGGGUGGCAGCGAGAAGAGUGUUGGCCCCAGCGUACUUACUAGAGGUUGUGAGACUGGAGGAGUUUGCAGUGAUCCAGCAGGUCUGUCAGGUGGGCCACAAACCACCAGUUGCUGAGGGCAAUGCUACAAGUUCAAACACCAAGGUAAGGGGCAAAGUCAGGAUGAGAGGCCACGGCCCACACGAGUGGAGCAUAAGCAGGAAUCCCGCAUGGCCUCUUAUGGUUUUAGGACGGGAGGGACAGCAACAAGCUGGAAUCUGCCUGCAAGCUCAGAGAGGUCGCUGCAUUCUAGGUGGGGACUAACAGUGGACACGGAGAAAGACAGUCAACCCUCAAAGCGAGAACCGAUGAUACCUGUCAGUGAAGAAUAUCACACAGAAAAUGAAAUAAAAUCCAGGGAUCCAAUUAGAUAUAGAGGACGAAGAUGCAGAAUAAUGUACAAGAAAAAGACCGAAAGACUAGUGGCUUUUGAGUCUCGAUGAAACAUGGAACUCAAAGGAAUAGCUCUGUUUGCACUGCAUUUGCUAUUAACAUUUCUCAUCAUUGCAGUUUUCCUUAGCAUGCUUUAUGAAUACAACUACAGACAUGUCACUUAAUCAAAACCUAGAGUCAUGGGUGGCCCUUGUUAAAAAUGACAUUUUCUAGGGCCCGCUAAGGGUCUGAUGAAGUUUUUCCAUCACUAUUUGUAAACUCUCUGGCAUCAUUUUGUGAGAAGCUUACCAAUGCAUUUACUGUCGUCAAGUGUGCAUACAUCAUUUUGAGUUAUAUUUUUCAUUUGUUACUUGGCACUGGCCUUUCUGUAUCUGUAUAUAAAUGUUUGACCAUCUUUCCCAUCUUGGGAGAGGGAAAGGAAGCUUUCAAUGUUUAAAACUCUUGCCUUGAUCUUAAA
This is a messenger RNA of Phacochoerus africanus (Common warthog), 1012 nucleotides long. Its product is annotated as DNA-directed RNA polymerases I, II, and III subunit RPABC4-like. The record is from RefSeq and is a predicted model, not a curated record. Bases 333 to 605 code for a protein of 90 amino acids. The transcript has a single exon. Lineage: Eukaryota; Metazoa; Chordata; Mammalia; Artiodactyla; Suidae. Gene Ontology annotation, cellular component: RNA polymerase III complex; RNA polymerase II, core complex; RNA polymerase I complex. Gene Ontology annotation, biological process: DNA-templated transcription. Gene Ontology annotation, molecular function: DNA binding; zinc ion binding; DNA-directed RNA polymerase activity.